AUGACAAGGAGACGUGGUAAAGGGUUGGAUUUUUCUCAUCCUCGACGCCAACACCCGACUGCAUCUAUCAUGAUUCCGACAAAGCUGGUGGUUCUCCCUGACGAUCUCAUCUUCAAGAUACUUUCCUUACUUCCGGUUAUAUCUCUUGUUCGAUUCACUUGUGUUAGCAAGUCUUGGAAAACCCUAAUCUUUGAUCCCACCUUCGUCAAAUUACACCUCAAUAGAUCCUCUUCAACGCGAAAUCCGCCAUGCACGCUAAUAACGCGUAACAGUUACUACAAAAUCCAUACCAUCGCAUAUACCGCCAAAGGAUCUCCCAGUGUUACAUCCUACGAAAAACAUGUGCUUGCUGUCGUUCCUUGCUCCAUGCAACGUUUAAUUGAAAACCCGUCGUUCACUCUUUUCAUCAAUCGUUGCUACCUAUUCAAAGACGAGGAAUGCAAUGAAUGCACUCGUAUGCUUGGUACCUGCAAUGGACUCAUUCUUCAUUUGACAACUGCUGUUUUUACCCAUCCUCCAUAUCUAGAGUACUGGUUUCGUUUAUCGAACCCAGCCACCAGGACAACAUCUCCAAAAUUUGGCCAUUUUCCCAGUUUUCCACUUCAAAUUUGUUUUAGUUUCAAGUUCAGGUUUGGUUAUGACAAUUCAACCGGCACUUAUAAGGUGGUGGCGUAUUGUUGCAAUCCACUUGAAAAGAGAAGCAUUGUCAGAAUUCUAACUGUGGGUAACUUUUGGAGAGAUAUUGAAAGUUUCCCUGCUGUCCCUCUUCAUAUAGACUAUGAUCAUGAUCGUUAUUGUCAUAAUGGUGUGUAUUUCAGUGACACUCUUAACUGGUUAGCUAUUCACAAUCACAAUGGCAUUGACUACGAUUUUAAGAAUCUUAGAGUUGAGCAAUUUGUUAUUGUUUCGCUUGAGCUGGGAACGGAGACUUACAAUCAAUACCUGCUGCCUCUGGGUUUUGAUGAGGUGCCCCCUACACAACCAACGAUGAAGAAAUUUGGGGUUGAAGAGUCCUGGACUCAAUUUUUAAAAAUUAGUUGCCAAAAUCCUAGUGACAAAGGGUUUAUUGAGGAUGACGGAAUGCAUUAUUGUCGAGUGGUACUGUUGCUUCUUGCUGAGGAUGGUGAUACGUUGAUGCUUAAGAGCAAGGGAGAUAAAGAUGCAGUUCUAUAUUAUUGGAAAGAUAAUAGAAAAGAGCAAAUAAAAUUUACUGCAAGUAGAUUUAUUACCAACAAUAUAACUAGAGAAGAAGUAUGCGGGUUUUGGGCCAUGGAUUACACUGAAAGCUUAGUUUCAAUUUCUUGA
Medicago truncatula (barrel medic) is the source of this 1305-nucleotide messenger RNA. Its product is annotated as putative F-box protein At2g16220. Bases 1 to 1305 code for a protein of 434 amino acids. The transcript is spliced from 2 exons. Gene Ontology annotation, molecular function: protein binding. Lineage: Eukaryota; Viridiplantae; Streptophyta; Magnoliopsida; Fabales; Fabaceae. The record is from RefSeq and is a predicted model, not a curated record.